AUGUCCGCACCAGUGACAGGUCUACCGGCGGUUAAACUCCCUACUGCCCCCUCGCCAAUUACACCUGAACAACGAUAUUGGAAGGGCUUUCGCUCCCAGCAACUCAUACCAUCACCAACGAAUUAUCCCAUUACGCACAUAUCGUUCCCUCCUCCACCAACAAACGCUCUAUCACCCUCCGGCAAUGAUUACUUCUGUGUUACUACUGGUACUCGACUUCAGAUCUACUCAAUUCGCACACGAAAAUUAGUAAAGACUAUUACUCGGUUCUCAGAUGUUGCGCAUAGUGGAGAGAUUCGACGAGAUGGACGUGUUAUGGUGGCAGGUGAUGAAACGGGAAAGAUACAGGUUUUUGACGUGAAUUCAAGAGCUAUCUUAAAAACUUGGGAAGAACACAAGCAGCCAGUUUGGACCACAAAGUUUUCGCCAACAGAAUUGACAACUCUCAUGAGUGCUAGUGACGAUAGAACUGUUAAGCUAUGGGAUCUGCCAAGUCAAGAAAGUACAACUACUUUCACUGGACAUACCGAUUAUGUUAGAAGUGGUGCUUUCAUGCCUGGAUCGAUGUCGAAUAUGAUCUUGACUGGUAGUUACGAUGAGACUGUCAGAUUAUGGGAUCCUAGAGUUCCAGCCAGAGCAGCCAUGACCUUUAAGCAUGCUGCACCAAUUGAGACUGUACUUCCCAUGCCUUCAGGAACAACCGUUCUUGCUGCAGCUGAUAACCAAAUCUCUGUCCUUGAUUUGGUUGCUGGAAAGCCAUUGCACAUCAUCAAGAACCAUCAGAAGACUGUCACUUCAUUGUGCCUCGCAUCAAAUGCUACUAGACUGGUUAGUGGUGGCUUGGAUGGCCAUGUCAAGGUUUUCGAAACCACAGGAUGGAAUGUCGUAACUGGACUUAAAUACUCAGCUCCUGUUUUGUCGGUCAAUGUUGUUAGCUCUGGUGCCAAUCGCGAGGACAAGCAUUUGGUUGUAGGUAUGCAGUCUGGUGUCUUAUCCAUCAAAACACGACUAUCAGGCCAGCAAAAGGUGAAAGAAAGAGAAAGAGCGAAAGAGAUGCAAGCCUUGCUCGACGGUACAUUAGAGGAAUACGAUAAGAAGAACAAGAAGAGAAAACACACUAGCGGAGUAGAAAAGAGACUCAGAGGAAUGGAUUUCAUGGGAGAAGGAGCAGAUGUGGUGAUCGAGGGUAAUGCGCGUUCAACAAAGCGAAAGGCCCCAGAAUGGGAGCGCGAACUCCAACUCGGUCGAUAUCAUCAAGCCCUAGAUUGUGUACUCCAGAAAGGUCUUCCGGCAGUCACUGUUCUCACACUUCUCACAGCUCUUCGACAUAGAAGUGCCAUGCGAGCAGCAUUCGAAAAGCGUGACGAGACUACGAUACAACCAAUUUUCAAAUGGGUAUCAAAACAUAUCACCGAUCCUCGAUAUGUCCCAAUAUGUACUGAUGCUGCUAUGCUGCUUUUGGACAUAUACGCAGAGUACACCUCUGAAUCUCCAGAAUUAGAACGCCAAAUCAGGUUCUUACAUAGACGUGUGAGGGCAGAAGUAGAAAGGUCACAAAAGGCUAUGCAAGUCAAGGUUUUCUCAAAUUUGAAAAGGACUUCGUCUAUUCUCCUCGCAAAACCAAAUUCACGUCAUCACGCAUUUGCGAGCGCCAGGGACAUCCUUCCAAUAGACCCACCCAAAAGUACCUACACCGGCGAUGGAAGACCUAAUCGUAGCAGCACAACAAAAACGCGAUCGCAAGUCACUUCGCAAAAACCAUCCAAAGCCCAAACAAUCCCUCAAUCUACCUUUCAUCAACCUUUCCGUCAUGGGUCGAAGAAAUCAAAUUCUUCAACUGUUACAGGAAGUUCGACUUUGAAAUCUGCGAGACCAGAUGGCUUAAAUAGACAAAAUAGUGUGCAAACGAGAUAUAUGAAUAUGCUUCUUUCUCUUGACACCAUUCCCCGGAUCCUCCUGGCCGGUUUCAUAAUCUUCCCCGGCACAUUCACAUCACUCCAAUCUCUUCCCUCUUCGUCCCUUCCCUCCGAUCUCCCAGAUGCAACCACCCAACAUAUUCUCCACGCAGCGAAAAAUAUUCCUCUUCUCUGGAUCGCAAGUUUCAGCUGUGGUAUUGGUGCAAUGGGUAUGCUAUGGCUGUGGCAUACACAUCGACGAAACUACGUGUGGCUUUUGAAUAAAAUAUUCUUGCCAGGUUGUCUAAACAGUGUUGCGGGGUUUGUGGGGACGCUGGUGGGGGUUUAUGGUCAGCAGAAGGGAGCGUGGAGUAUUACUGCUAGGGUCACUGCAAUAGUUACCGCCACCAUUGCGUGCAUAACGGGUAUUCUGUUUGUUUUCUAUAAUUUCUGGUCGCUGAGAAGGGUAAAAAGUACACAUGCGAGAGAAAUGAAGAGUUUUGACGAGGGGUUUGUAGAGAAGAUUAAGAGAAAGAAGGAUGAGCCGGCGUUGGAGCCGGGAAGUGUUGUUUAG
Molecule: messenger RNA, 2469 nt
Organism: Botrytis fragariae
Lineage: Eukaryota; Fungi; Ascomycota; Leotiomycetes; Helotiales; Sclerotiniaceae
Product: putative small nucleolar ribonucleoprotein complex subunit protein
Exons: 5
Coding region: 1-2469 (822 amino acids)
Biological process (GO): positive regulation of transcription by RNA polymerase I; rRNA processing
Cellular component (GO): nucleolus
Molecular function (GO): protein binding
Source: RefSeq, a predicted model, not a curated record